This is a messenger RNA of Parascedosporium putredinis, 2589 nucleotides long. The record is from the annotation of a GenBank genome assembly. NCBI's taxonomy places the organism in Eukaryota, Fungi, Ascomycota, Sordariomycetes, Microascales, Microascaceae.
AUGCCGCGCCUGCUCCAACCGCUGCGAGCGCCGCCGCUGCAGCCUUACCGCUUCGCCGCCUUCCGGUCCGGUGGCCGUGUGCAUUGUGCCGCGCCGGCGGCGCUCCUCGCGAACCGGCGGGCCUUUCACGCGACGGCGCCGAGGUCGCAAAAGGGCCAGCACUUUGACACCCUCAUCUUUGUCCAGAGGCUCAAGGAGGAGGGCUUCACCGAGGAGCAGGCGGCCGCGCUCAUGAAAAUUCUCAACGACGUCAUGGAAGAGAGCAUGCAAACCCUCUCCCGCACCAUGGUCCCCGCGAGGACGCCGCCCGCGCGACCUACACCCAAAAGUAGACUUUGCCAAGCUACGCUCCGAGCUCCUGGCCGCAUCCGCGAGGAGGCCCUCGGCCAGGAGCUCACGAUGAAGGAGACCGAGGCUCGCGUGGACCAGGAGGUCGCCCUGCUCCGGGAGAAGCUGGAGCAGGUCAAGUUCCAGUCCCUCCAGUGGCUCAUUGGUGUGUGCACUGGUUUCUCUGCCCUCAUGCUUGGACCGGGUAUGAGUUGCGAAAGAUGUCACCGUCUGAGCAAGCCAUGUCUUCCCGCCACUUACACGCGCAAGCGUGGCAGCAAGCGCCAAACGCGAACAGCACAGCUCGAGGAGAAGCUCGAGGAUCUCGUCAGCCUCCUCAAGUCCCAGCAGGACAAGCCCGCCACCUCGCCGUGCCACACGCACGCCCACUCCCACGGUAGCCCAUCUCUACGGGCCGCCAACGGCCUCAUGUCGCCGGCCGCGACGCACUCCACGUCGACCUCGGUGGCGUGCAACUCGCCGCCGAGCUGUCAGCAACCUCGGCCGGAAGACUUGUCCAACGAGGAGCUGGAGACGUGUCUCGAGAUGUUCAAGAGGAUCCACCUCUCGUACAUGCCCUUCGUUUCCAUCCCGGAGAACGCGACGGCCAAGGAACUCAAGGACAAGCGGCCCUUCUUCUUCAUGUGCAUCUUGGCCUGCACGCACAAGGUCACGCUCACGCGGUUCGCCAUUUGCGAUAGGAUCCGGGAGGUGCUCGGCCAAAAGAUUCUCGUUUCCAACGAGCGCAGCAUCGACCUCUUGCUCGGGCUCAUCACCAUCCUGGCCUGGUCCAUCUACCAGGCGCGGGGUAAGCCCUUUAACUGGAUGUUUUGCCACAUCGCCAUGGCCAUGGCCGGCGACCUUGGACUGGACAGGCCGAUCCAGCUGGAGAAGGGCGAUGCCAAGUUUAGCUUCACGGGGCGGUGCCACGGUGGCCUCGUCUCGAGGAACCUGAACCAUGAAGAGCGCCGUGCUGUGCUCGCCUGCUUCAUCAUCUGCUCAACAAUCGGCGGCUUCUUGCAGAGGCCAAACCCUAUGCAUUGGUCGCCCCUACUCCAGCAAUGUUUAGAUGUCCUUCAUGCGGCACAAGACACGCCACGCGACCAACUCCUAAUCGCACAGGUUCAGAUGCAGCGGCUGCUCGACGACAUUGCGCAGACGCCAUGGCGCAGCUCCGAGACGUCGCACGACAUGAACAUUGAGAUAUCACCAGCCUUUUACAUCAAGAUCUUCCUCAAUCGUCUGCAGGAUAUCAUGCUCAGUGUAUCUGAUCCGGAAAUCGCCCAAAGCCGCAUUCUCCGCAUCACACGACAAGCUGUCGAAAUUGCCAUUCGCGAGCUCAUCCUUCACGCCAGCCCAUCCGCCGUGGUGAAUGGGGGCAAUCCGGACGUGACGCGCAUCGACCUCUUGUACAACUGCCUGCACGCCGUCAAGGGCUGGUUCGACGAGUUCUUCAGCUUCCCGGUUGCCGACUAUGCGGGCAUCACCUUUAACAUCUUUUCUGGGUUGGCCAUCGGCUUCCAGACCCUGUACCGUCUGAGCGUCCUCGAGACACCGGGAUGGGAUCGCGCCGCCGUUCGCUCGACGGCGAGUUUGCUCGACCUCCUCGACCGCUGCGCGGAUAACAUCGCGCAGGUGACUGUGGUCGUGGGAAUUGACACCACUGGCGUUGAGGACGGCGACGUUUUCAGCCGCGCCGCUCGGCUCGUCAGGAACCAGCGCGCCAACUGCGCUCAGGCCCUGGAGCAAGUUGGCGCCGCCGCCGCCCAUGCGGAGGGGCGGCAGCCUCGGCAGCCAACGGGGUCGGAAUGGCUCUUCGUCAUUUCCGGUCCCGACGAGUUGGCAGCCUCGCCGCCCGCCACCGGCCAAACACCGCGCCUAGCUCCUAGUGCCGGCCCCAACGUGCAAAGAAUCCACCUCGUCGACGAGUGGACCUGGUCUGAGCCCAACCCUCUGCAGCUUGCGCCAAACGUAGCACUGUGCAACGCAAGGAAGGCCGCCGACCCUCCCUAUAUUCGACUUCCGCUCGCUCAGAGUGGCCCAUCAGGCGGCGUACCCUCGUCCGCCGGCGCCGAGUUUGGCAGUGAUAGCGGUCGGCUCUCAACCGUGGCUUCCCUCACACCUGACAACGCGCCACCACCCCCAGACAAGGGGCUCCGGUCUUACCAUGAUCCAUCCUACCUUACGGGUAUCGGCUCCGCCUUCGCCUCUGAAAUGGGCGAGAUAUCGGCUCCUCGGUCGUUCCAUCGUGGAUCUGCAUGA